UCGUGAUAGUCAUUUGUCAUUCAAAUUUCAAAAUCAAAUCAAAAUUGAGAUUUAUUAUAUAAUUUGAUAGCAAAACAAACUGUCGCACGUUUCGGUGCGUGUACAUAAUUGAUAGCUGGAAAAAAAUGCUGAGUACAUCCAUAUCUGUACGCCGUGGAAAAUACUGGAACAAUAACGUCAGAAAAUCCUAUGAGUUUAGUUGUAACAUUCACGCGCUUGUGCAAAUACGCGAAAUACAAUUAUAAUCAAUUAGAGAAGCAUUCCAAAUAUCCGGCUUUAUUGCUAAAUUUACCUGCGAAUCUACCACGGAAAAGGUGCAGAAACCACAGCAAAAUGUCUGGAGAGGAAGCUCAUCAUUUGGACCAAUACUAUGAAGAAGUGAUGAAUUUGGUGCAAAAAGCCGGCGAGAUAGUGAAGGAGAAGAUCUCAAAUCGCGACAAAUUCAUCGAAAAGAAGUCUUCAGACAUAGAUCUGGUCACUGAAACCGACCAACAAGUAGAAAAACUCUUAAUGGACAAUCUUUCAAAGAAAUUCCAAGGCCACAAGUUCAUCGGCGAAGAAACAGUCUCAGGUGGGGGCCAAUGCGUUUUGACCGACGCCCCAACAUGGAUCAUCGAUCCCAUUGACGGCACUAUGAAUUUCGUGCAUUCCUUUCCGCAUUCCUGCAUUUCGAUAGCUCUGUUCGUCAAGCAGAAGCCCCAAAUUGGGAUCAUCUACAACCCGAUGUUGAACCAGCUGUUCACUGCAAGAAAGGGCAAGGGAGCUUUUCUAAAUGGAAAGAAGAUCACUGUAUCAGACAAGAAACACCUCUCUGAAGCGUUGCUGAUGUUCGAGCUAGGCACUAGCAGAGAGCCAGAGAAACAGAGAGUUGUCAGCGAGAACCAAUCUGUUUUGAUGAAGCAGGCUCAUGGCUUACGAUCUCUGGGCUCUGCAGCCUUGGAUAUGGCGAUGGUGGCUUGCGGAGCUGCAGAUGCUUACUUUGAGUAUGGCAUCCACAUAUGGGACAUAGCUGCUGGGGAACUGAUCGUCACCGAGGCUGGCGGUGUUAUUAUGGAUCCAAAAGGCGGGGAACUGGACAGGUUUUCCAGAAGAGUCCUUAUAGCGGGGUCGCAGGAACUGGCCGAGAAGCUAAGCCAAACCAUUGUUCAGUUUUAUCCACAACCUCGUGACUAAAGUGUGAUUUAUUGUGUUCGAAUGAUAGAAAUAGGUGAACACCUAACAAAAAAUGUAUUAUUCUUUUUAAAAAAGAUGGGAUUUUUAAUGAAAUGUUUGAUUUUCCAAAAUUUUGGAAAAUCAGAUUUGGUAAUACUGCUAAAAGAUGUACUUACUAUACAAAGGAUGUUUCAAUUUUUAUUGUUGUUGACAUGGUUUAAAUGUUAGAAAUUAUAGGUUUUAUCCAGAUUAUAACAGCAUGGAGAAUAAAAAUAAUGUAAAUGUAUCGUUUUUUUUUUUAAGAAAUGCAGGAUUGUGAAAACUAGAUUGAUAUAUGACAGUAUGGGCCCUAUACUAAACCGUUUUAUAUAUAUAGUUGAAAAAAGCUUCCGCCUUUAGUUGGGUACUUCGACAACACUCAAGCAAUGAGGACUCUUUAUAUACUAAG
This is a messenger RNA of Acanthoscelides obtectus, 1600 nucleotides long. The record is from the annotation of a GenBank genome assembly. Lineage: Eukaryota; Metazoa; Arthropoda; Insecta; Coleoptera; Chrysomelidae.